AACUGUCAAAAUCUUUUGUUUUUCGUUUUUUGUCCAAGUAAACAUUUAACAUUUGAAAAACUGUUUAAUUUUAAUUGGGCGCGUAUGGAAAAUUAGUCAGCGGUAAUUUACGUUUACACAAAUUUAAAAUUAUCAUGACUCAAACCGUUCCCGUUUACUCGAUUUUCUCGACUAUUUAAUUCAUCACUCGGCAUAAUAAUUAGUUUAAAAAAUGGGUGACACGGUGGAAAUUCCUCUGAGGACAAAAGACUACUAUAGAGCAAUAUUUAAUAAAUACGACAGGAACAGAGAUGGAUUUAUAACUGUUAAAGAGUUAUUAGAAAUCGUAGAAAGCCGCGAGUACGAUGAGGACAUACCCCAAUCUUGCGUUAAUAAAAUAUUGAAAACUCACGAUCGAAAUUUGGACAAGAAAUUGAAUUUCGAUGAAUUCUACGAAAUGGUCACCAAUCCUGAUUUACAACACAUCUUUGGCCAUUACAUGAACAGGUACAUACACUUACUAGUACCCAAACGACACACUCCUACAACAGUCACUGAUGGCCUUUACGAAGAAGAAUACAGCUGUUACCCGCCUGCAGUCGGUAUGAUUAUAUUAUCUCUUGUAGAAGUAAUAUUUUUCUGUAUAGACGAAGCAACCGAGCAUCAGUCUACGAAUUAUGCAACCGGUCCUUGUGCUGUAACGUUCAUCUACGAGCCCACUCGCAGGAGAGAAGCCUGGAGAUAUCUCACUUACAUGUUUGUGCACAUUGGGGUAUUCCAUCUCGUUUUGAAUUUACUGGUUCAAAUACUGCUCGGUAUACCGCUGGAGAUGGUUCACAAAUGGUGGAGAGUACUGGUGGUUUAUUUGGCAGGAGUUCUGGCUGGUUCUUUGGGCACUUCUAUAGUCGAUCCGACUGUUAAAUUAGCCGGAGCAAGUGGAGGGGUUUAUUCAUUGGUCACCGCUCAUAUUGCUUCCAUUAUAUUGAAUUGGAAAGAAAUGUCAUUCCCCAUUGUUCAAUUACUUGUAUUCCUGAUAGUAGCUGCAUCUGACGUUGGUACAUCUAUUUACAAUCGAUACGUGCUAGAUAUAGAUGAACAUAUCGGUUAUGCAGCCCAUUUCGCUGGAGCUUUGGCAGGUUUAUUGGUCGGUAUCAACGUGUUGAGGAAUUUGAGCGAAACGAGAACAGAAAGGAUUAUUUGGUGGAUAUCGAUGGUGAGUUACGGAUUACUUAUGGGGAUUUGUAUCGUUUGGAAUGUCGCUUGGAAGGGAUAUUUUCCAGCUGAGAAAUAUUAGAUGUUACUUGAAAAUACAAAUGAUGUUUCUUAUUGAAUUGACAAUUGGAUUUUAAGUUUUAUUAAGUGGUAAAAGAUGAACUCCUUUAUUUUUUGAACAAAAUCUACAAUAAAAACGUUAUUAUAGUUUGUAGAUAUGUUUAAUAUGGUGAUGGAUUUUUUUCGGAAAAAAGAGAAUCACUGCUUCUCACUGCUUUAAAGAAAAUGGAUUUUACUUGUAUAGUUUAUUUCAUAGAAACACGAACCUAAAUAAAACAAGAUGCAGUGGCGUGCAGCUUUAAUAUCUAUACAUAAAUAGAUAAAAAAAACCUACUACUUUUAAGUAAAGAAGUUUGUAUUUCCAUGAAAUAAACUAUAGAUUGAUCUGUUUGAAAGAUCUUUGUUUAUUUAUAUUAUAAGUAUUAUUUCUACUUUAUUUUUUGAAUAUUAUGGGUGAGAUUUUAUUUUUUUCCAAUAUCUUUUUCAUACACGUACAAUUAGUAUAGUAAUUAUAAUAAAAUUGUCCAAUGUAAUAGUACAAUGAGAUUUGAAAUUCAGCUAUUUAUAAGAUAUUUUUUUAUUUAUACACUAUACUGUGUAUUGUUAAUUUCUGAUAUACAGUUUUUUUAUUCCUAU
Phyllotreta striolata is the source of this 1887-nucleotide messenger RNA. The record is from the annotation of a GenBank genome assembly. NCBI's taxonomy places the organism in Eukaryota, Metazoa, Arthropoda, Insecta, Coleoptera, Chrysomelidae.